Notolabrus celidotus (New Zealand spotty) is the source of this 3419-nucleotide messenger RNA. Its product is annotated as frizzled-3-like. Gene Ontology annotation, biological process: canonical Wnt signaling pathway; non-canonical Wnt signaling pathway. Gene Ontology annotation, molecular function: Wnt receptor activity; Wnt-protein binding. The record is from RefSeq and is a predicted model, not a curated record. The transcript is spliced from 11 exons. NCBI's taxonomy places the organism in Eukaryota, Metazoa, Chordata, Actinopteri, Labriformes, Labridae. Gene Ontology annotation, cellular component: plasma membrane. The coding region runs from base 703 to 2856 and encodes 717 amino acids.
UCUGCGCGGUCACGACGUAUCCGCGGUCACGAUGAGUGGGCUGCACGCUGCAGGCAACCAGCUGCAAACAGUGGAACAACGAAGUGCUGCAGUACACGGAGCCGAGGAGCACCCGAGCCGCUCGUUAUACUCACAAGGACCUGCUUGAUGGAUCCACUCUAGUAUGGCAGUUGAAUGUGACAGACAGGAUACUGUUGUCUUGAAGCAAAAUCAAUGGAAUAAUUUGGAGGAGAAUAACAUCUUGUUUCCUUGACUUCACUUUUCUUCUUUUUUUUUAAAUACCAAUGACAAUGGAAAGAUAAGAUGCAAAUGUAGUGGGAGAAAGAGAUGAAAAGCAACCCAGAGGAGGCCUCCAGCAGACGCUGAUGGUGGAACUAUUAGCUCAGGGAUGUGCUUUCAGUCUGAGGAUGGAACAAGGGGAAUCUGUCCUUGACCAGGGGAUUGCCAGAUGAGGGAGCAAUACCCCAACACUGCCAAAAAAAUAGGAAAAUCUACAAUGGAUGGUGAAUUUUAAAUCCAGCACAAAACACAGCUCCGUUGAUUGGCUAAAUAAUUAAUUUGGACUUAAUCUCAUGUGCACUCCACCACUUACACUUAAAUGGACUCUAUUGCUUGUAAUGUAAAGAAGCUUUCAAAACAAAUUCUGCAUGUCUAGUGGUUGUUUGGGUGGUGAUAAAAUCAUCUGUCUGAGCCACUGGAGAAAUGUCCAACAUCAAGAUGCAUACACCUGUUGGAAGAGGAUGUAAAAAAGACUGGUUAUCAAAAACCACAAUAAUGUACAGCAGAGGAGUUCCUGUCUGUUUCCCUUUACUGCUCUUCUCCCUGGUUACUCCUGUUCUCUCCAUUCAUAUGGAGUUCGAGAGCCACAGUGAGUUUAGCUGUGAGCCCAUCAGACUGAGAAUGUGCCAGGAUCUGCCUUACAACACCACCUUUAUGCCCAAUCUACUCAAUCACUACGACCAACAAACUGCUGCACUUGCCAUGGAGCCUUUUCAUCCCAUGGUAAAUCUGGUGUGUAGUGAGGACCUGAGGAUGUUCCUGUGUGCCCUGUACGCCCCUGUGUGCACUAAGUAUGGCCAGGUGUCCUUGCCAUGUCGAUCCCUCUGCCAGCGUGCCAAGGAUGAGUGCAGCAAACUCAUGGAGAUAUUUGGACUAGCUUGGCCUGAUGACAUGGAGUGCAGCAGGUUCCCAGAAUGUGAUGAGCCAUAUCCUCGUCCAGAGGACCUGCUAACAAGCUCUGACCCCACCGACCAGUCAUCCAUGACUGUCCAGAGAGACUACGGUUUCUGGUGCCCCAGAGAGCUCAAAGUCGACCCUGACCUCGGUUACACAUUCAUGGGCAGGAGGGAUUGUUCUGCCCCCUGCCCUUCCAUGUUCUUCAACCGACAGGAGCUGACCUUUAUCCGCUACUUCAUAGGAGUCAUUUCCAUUGUCUGUCUGUCUGCAACUCUCUUCACCUUCCUAACCUUUCUCAUUGAUGUCACCAGGUUUCGAUACCCUGAACGGCCAAUCAUUUUCUAUGCGGUGUGUUAUGUCAUGGUCUCGCUGGUUUUCUUUCUGGGCUUCCUGUUGGAGGACAGGGUAGCUUGUAAUGCAGUUAACCCUGCCCAGUUCAAAGCCUCAACCAUAACACAGGGCUCACACAACAAGGUAUGCACCCUAUUCUUCAUGGUCCUGUAUUUCUUCACCAUGGCCGGCAGCAUGUGGUGGGUCAUUCUUACAAUCACGUGGUUCUUGGCUGCUGUGCCUAAAUGGGGUAGUGAGGCCAUUGAGAAGAAAGCCCUCCUCUUCCAUGCGGUAGCCUGGGGGCUCCCAGGGGCCCUGACUGUCACCCUGUUGGCCCUGAACAAAAUUGAAGGAGAUGGGAUCAGUGGAGUAUGUUUCAUAGGGCUAUAUGACAUUGACGCCCUGAGGUGGUUUGUUCUGGCACCGCUCUGCCUCAACGUGGCGGUGGGUGUCUCUCUUCUCUUAGUGGGCAUUGUGGCUCUGAACCGUGUACGCAUGGAGAUCCCUUUGGAGAAGGAGAACCAGACAAAAUUAGUCAAGUUCAUGAUCAGAAUGGGAGUCUUCUCUGUGCUCUACCUGGUCCCCUUAUUGACUGUGAUUGGGUGUUACUUUUACGAACACAACUUCAGGAGCGUCUGGGAGACAACGUGGAUGGAGGAGAACUGCAGGCGCUAUCACAUCCCCUGCCCGUACAAGGUGGAGCAGACCAACCGACCUAACAUGGUUUUAUUCCUGAUUAAAUAUCUGAUGAUGUUGGUGGUGGGGAUCCCCUCUGUGUUCUGGGUGGGCAGCAAGAAGACCUGUUUUGAAUGGGCCAGUUUCCUUCAUGGCCGCAGACGCAAAGACAGUGGGGUGAAUGAGUCUCGCCAGGUCCUGCAGGAACAACCAGACUUUGCCCAGUCUCUGCUGCGUGAGCCGAACACCCCCAUCAUAAGGAAGUCCAGAGGAACAUCCACUCAGGGCACAUCUACCCAUGCCUCCUCCACCAACUUGGCUGUCCUAGAUGAUCUUGACAAGCCGAUCAGAACGCACCACGGCCACACUGCCUCCACCAAGAGUAAAGCCGGCAGCGUCCACAGCAAGGCCAGCUACCACGGCAGCCUGCGCCGCACUCGUGACGACAGGAGUGAUACUUUGGUUCACCGUGGUACAGAGGAGCGCAGUUACCAUGGCAGCAUGCCACGUCUGGACCACCCACUCUCCGCUCACAGCAGCCUUCAUCAGUUAGACGGCCACUCGUCGAGACACGGCAGCCAGCGAGACGUCUCUGAACCCCCACCUACCCUCAUCACCCACGGGACAACACCAAGUGAGAGCCAAGCAGGCGAGAACGAAGGCACCAGCGCCUAAGAGGAGACUGGAGCUCUGUUGUAAACUAUCGUAAGGACGCUGUUAGCGCCUGGUGAAGCUUUGCCCUCAGCUGACACACACUCAUCUGUUUAGUGUGUAUGUGUUUUCCUCUGUGGAGAUGGAGAAUGUACCUGUGAUUGCUGCAGUGGUUGUUUAUGGCAUUAGUUCCUUAAUGAUCAUGUGUUAGCAGUGUGGCUAAAUGCUAAAACUGCUAAGUCAGUGUUCUUGACUGAACUCGUAUAAUGCAGCUGAGUUUGUUUACUUAACUUUUGCUCGACUCAAACUGACUGAUCCAAGGCAUUAUUCAGGGAUCAUGUUGUGCAGAGGUACCAGCGCUAGAACUGGAUCAGAAGGAAUGGAAAGAUGGAGGUAGAGUCUCUACACCUUAUCACAAGGAGGAUUUCAAGUUAUUUUGUGCAGGUGUAUCCUGAAGGAAUCAAUCUGUGUGAUUUUAGAUCUGGAGAUCUGUCUCGAUAAGAGAUGGAAGUCUCAUGAUGGAAUUAUUCAAACCACUAUCUGUCACCACUUUGCAAAACCUGAAAUUAAAUGACUAAAUCUAUGAA